Messenger RNA from Sclerotinia sclerotiorum 1980 UF-70, 180 nucleotides. RefSeq lists its product with no specific name. Lineage: Eukaryota; Fungi; Ascomycota; Leotiomycetes; Helotiales; Sclerotiniaceae. Bases 1 to 180 code for a protein of 59 amino acids. The record is from RefSeq and is a predicted model, not a curated record. The transcript has 3 exons.
AUGUUAUCAAGAGGAUCUUCCACUGUCAAGAUAGGGCCUUCAUCAUUGGCAUUAUUCGCAUUACCGCCAUUAAAUCCCACGCUCGAGCGGAAAAAUAUCCGACGUAAAUUGAAACGUAAAGGAAUAAAAGGAUUCAUCCUUCGUGGUGAACGGGCCGAUGCAGCAGGUAGGAUGCCAUGA